Acanthosepion pharaonis is the source of this 1110-nucleotide messenger RNA. The record is from the annotation of a GenBank genome assembly. Lineage: Eukaryota; Metazoa; Mollusca; Cephalopoda; Sepiida; Sepiidae.
AUGUCACUUUCUCACUAUCCCUCACCUCCGUCUCUCUACUAUCCUUCUCCUCCUACUCUCCAUCUCCUCCUACUCUCCAUCUCCUCCUACUCUCCUCCCACAUCCACCCCUAUUUCCCUUCAUCCUCGUCCCAUCUAUUUCUCUACUCCUUCUCCUCUCCCUCCACUUCCUCCUCUAUCUCAACGUCAAAUAACCCUUCACCUCUCCAACUGCCACUUCCUCACACUUCAUCUUCUCGUCCCUCUCCUCCAUCACAAUCACCUCCUUAACAUCCCACUCCACCUCCACCUCUCCUUACCUCCUCUUUUGCUUACCCCUUCACUCACAUUAACAUUUACUUCUUUCUACGCCUCAUCCCUCACAUCAUCCCCCUUUCUUACAUUCCCCUCCUCCUUUCUUUCCACCUCCUCCUCUUUUCAACUCCCCUUUAUCUCUCUCUUCCCAACUCACCUCCACUUUUCCUCCGUCACUGCCUCCUCAUAUAUCAUCCCCUUCUCGAUUCCCACUUCUCCCUGGUCUCCUUCUCCUUUUCCCUCUUCCCCCUUUUUAUAUUUCAUUUCAUUAUCAACCCAGGACAUGGCGCAUAGAAGUAGUACAUCUAUCUAUCUAUCUAUCUGCCUCAUGAGUGUAUCUAUCUACCUACCUACCUAUCUAUCUAUCUAUCUAUCUAUCUAUCUCAUACUUUUCAUAUCUGUUACUAAUCUAAAUCUGAUCUAUCUAUCUAUCUAUCUAUCUAUCUAUCUAUCUAUCUAUCUCAUACUUUUCAUAUCUGUUACUGAUAUAAAUCUGUUUUAUCUAUCUAUCUAUCUAUCUAUCUAUCUAUCUAUCUAUCUAUCUCAUACUUUUCAUAUCUACACUUCUUCCGUUGUACUUCUCACCUACUCCUUCAAUUUUCUUAAUCUUUCUCUCUUUCGCCCUCUCUCUCUCUCUCUUAAAACAUCCAGUUCUCUUUUCUUGCUAUUUUCAAUAUCUUCUCUCUUCAUCAAGAUACCUCUUUUGUUCUACUUCUCACCACCUACGUCAAUUUUCUUAGUCUUUCUUUCUCUCUCUUUCUCUCGCAUUAAAUUUUUUCGGAAGCAAGAAGCCAGAAGAAAGUUCCUAACGCCAUAA